Molecule: messenger RNA, 2485 nt
Organism: Physella acuta
Lineage: Eukaryota; Metazoa; Mollusca; Gastropoda; Physidae
Product: F-box only protein 36
Molecular function (GO): protein binding
Source: RefSeq, a predicted model, not a curated record
AGGUGAAGGUCGUUGGGAUGGUGACGGUACAGCUUCAAAAUGUCGUCUAGACAGAGUAUGAAAUCCAGCCAGUUGAGUAUGAAAUUAGACUUAACUGGCUGGAAAGCAAAAUGCGCACCGUGGAUGGCUCAGGAUGGAUCACUUUAUCAAGUAACAGACGUUGCACCCGCACCAUCUAAAGAUUUUUUACAGUUAUUUAUUACUCCAGAAAUGAUCCAUUUCAGAAUUUGGAGAAUAAUUCCUCCUACAAGAGCAGAUGCGAACCAACAACCAACCGACAUGAAAUGCACUUACGAUGAAUUCCCUGAUGAUACAAGAAUGAGAGGUGAAAUAGCGAGGACCCUUGGGGAGCAUGAGUUGCAUUUUGUUGACAGACUCAUCCUCGGCCACAUUGACUGCCUCAACAGGCUCCCAAGGAAGGUUCUUUUAAGAAUCAUCUUCAAUCUUGACUUGACAGCUGUUUCUAAGUUGGGACAAGUUAACAGAAUGUUUAGAGAGCUGUGUUCCUCUGACACGGUGUGGUCUAAGAUUUAUAUGGACCAUUCAACUGCACCCAUCACACAAGAGCUGUUGAUGCUAACAGACAAACGAGGCUGGAAGGAAGUGUUUUUCAUGAACAAGUUACAGUUGCAAAAAACUAUUCACCGUAUGACAGACAAGAAAGCAAAAAGCGGUGAUACUUUUUUGACAUCGUAAAGGACUUCUAGAAAUCUGGCUAGCAGAUCACAGUUCCAGAGUCGGAUGAUGCAAGUGAAAGUGUUCCAAGUUGGGUGUUACAAGAAGAAAUUCUCCAAAGUCAGCUGUUACAAGAACUAUGAAACCAUUGCUCAAACAUAAAUUGGCCUUUCUGUACAAAUGUGGAAUUGUCGACAUUUAAAAAUGUCUAGUUUAAAAAAUACCAAGUGAAAGAUAUUUCAAAUUAACAUUUUAGUAUUAACAAAUGUUUCAAACAUUUUUAUUUCAAGUAUUUUAUAUUUUUAUUUGAUGUACGGUUUACUUAAAUUACAUCUUUAUGGUCAUUUUUUGCAUUUAUGCUUUGUGAUUAUUUCAGUCUGACUAACAUAGACUUAUAAAUGUGUUAGAGUACUUGGAACAUGUACUUAUUUUUUAAUUUAUCCAUCCAUAUAUUAUAUAUUUAUUUAUUAGCAUUUUAGUAUUUACAUACUGCUAUAUAUUUACUCAAUCCAUUUUCUUUAUGACUUGAGGUGAUUUUUUAAAAAUUAUAUAUUUAUUUGUAUUAAAUAAGUCAAAAAAAUUUUUCUAAAGUAUUUUUCUUUAGUAUUAUCCACAAAGUCAGAACUUUAUUUUCAUAUCCCCACUGCCAAAAUUUUUUGUAUUUUUGUAAAUAUGAUUUUUGUAGAAGCAAUGAAUUUUGUAGAAGCCUAUGUUUCUGUGUAAUAAUGGGCGAAAUUCCACCUCAAGAAGCUAUAAAUAGACAGUAAUCUCUGCUUUUUUUGUAUAACUCUUUUGUGUAUUCAAAUAGUUUUUAUUUAGCCCUGUAAUCUAAAAAUCUGAAUCUUCCACUGUGUUAUAAAUCUUUACUAGGAUUUCUUUGGAUUACUUUGAACCAAAAGGUAUUUAAAAAUCUAACAACUUUUUUACACUUCUGUUAUAGAAUAUUGAUUUUAUUAUUUUUCUGUCAAGAUUUCAAUUCUUAAGAAAAGAAUUUUCCUCCAGUUUUCUAUAUUUUAAAAUUAUUUUUAACUUCAGCAACUGAAAGUCAAUUUUUUUCUGCUAUUUACAACAUUUACUCUUUACAUUAAUAAAAUGUUUGUAAAGACAAUGUACUAUAAUAAAACAAAAUAAACACAAAUAUUAGGUAUCUUUUGAAACAAUUCAUUCAUGAACCGCAAUUUCAAAUAGAUUUCCAAACUUUUGAUAGACCCAGACUGGGAGUUUUUUGAAACUAUGCUUCUUAUAUAUAAUCUUUAAUAUAAUAUAUAGAUGUUUCAUAUAUCCUGUUUUAGAGAUUUUUGUCAUAUUUAAAAUAUUUAAUAAUAAUUUUAGAAUUUAUAUUUUUGAUAAUAAUUUAAAAAUCUUUGUUUUUGAUAAUUUAUUUUUGUGAAUAGUUUAAAUGAUCGUUUACUAAAUAUUUUUCUGUAAAUUUGAUGGACUGAGGAUGCCAUAUAAAAAUCUCUUACAUUAGUUCUUUUAAAAAAUGAUUUGAUGAAUGUGGUAUUGAUUUAAAUGUACAUGAGAUUGCUGUUAUUUUUUUGUGGAAUUCUCAUUUUUUUGUGUAUUACAAUUACACAAAUUUUAGUUUUGAAGACCUUGAAAAUGCGGCUAAAUUUUACACAGUUGUUUAUUUAGCUUUGCUUAUUUUACUUAAUAAAAUUCUUUUACUUAUUCAAUUCAACUAAUUCUAAGAAUGAUCAGUUUAUAAUAAUCUCUUGAUAGUAAAUGAUAAAUUAAAAUAUUUAGAAAUUCAGUGCUCAGAUUUUCUUACAUAUUUCAUAAAUGUACACAUUCUUAUUCCUUUUACAAA